Theobroma cacao (cacao) is the source of this 1346-nucleotide messenger RNA. The record is from RefSeq and is a predicted model, not a curated record. Lineage: Eukaryota; Viridiplantae; Streptophyta; Magnoliopsida; Malvales; Malvaceae.
AUUAUAAAGAGCUGGUAGUAUAGUACGUAUAAGGUUUGAGUAUCUCUGCUAAUAUAAUUAAACUAACUAGAAUUAUUGUUUUCUUCUGUCCGUCCUUGGCACUGAGGUUGAUUCAAAAAAUAGUUUUAUGAAUUGUCUGACCUUGCCGAGGAGCUCUCUUUCCAGGAAAUGUUGCAAGAGCCCUAGUUUUUAAUUUAGGAUACAUAUAUUAGCCUGUAAAAGGGAAUUAUCAAAGACUUCAAGCUUGCUGAAAUAAAAGUGAUCAUUGUCAUCUGAUAUUGUACAAAAAUCAAGCGUUCAAUUCCUGUUUUCCAGGAGGCAUUAAUGACAGCUUCGCAAAUGGCAUGUGGGGUUCCUAUGAUCAGUUUUGCAGGGGAUGGAUUCCGUGUGCCUAACUCUGUGGAGUUCAUUCUCGAGAAGAAGCAACAUGGUUUCUCUGAUGUACACUAUGAAGUGUCAGAUGUCAAUAAAAUAAUUUUCCUCCAAGCAGACAGCUCCUACAUGACCCUUUACAGGAAAAUUGUCAUGCGUAACUCCGCUGGCUUUCCCAUCCUCACAAUUCGUGAAAAGGCGAUCACUGGUCAAAAAUGGUUAGUUCUUGGAGGUGAAAGUUCAGAGAAAAGUCAACCUCUUUGCACCGUGCAGCGAUCACGCUUUGCCCCAAUGAAAACAAGGCUUGAUGUGUUCUUAGCAGGCAAAAUCGAUGAAGAUAUCAGUGAGUUCCAGGUUGUUGGUUCUAAUCACCCAUCCCAGUCUUAUAGAGUCUAUAAAGGAGAUACCAUUAUUGCAGAGUAUGUUUAUACAGGUUAUUUUCUUGCACUUCUAUCUGUGCAGGUGAAUCACAACUCAACAAGGAGAAGCUUCUGUCAGGGUAGAAAAGAGAACUUCGGGGUCAAAGUUCGUUCAGGAGUGGAUUAUGCAUUCAUUCUAGCAUUGAUCAUUACCGUUUUGGAGUGUUUCUCCAAAUUCAGGUCUUUGAGUUCUUGAUCAAUUCGGGGCUGGUUGGUUUUGAAUUCGGAUUCUUUUGGCAGGUUUUUGUGCUCGGGUUCAUUUUGCCACCUCUAAGCAAGAGCGUAAAUCCAUAAAACAUAAUGUUCAGCAUGAGCUUAAAUAGAUAAAAACAUAAUGCUCACUUUGUUCUUUGACUCAAUUGUAAAGUGUAUAUAUCUCAUGCUCAAAGAGUUUUGAGCUAACCCCAAAAAUCAUAUCUUAUCACAAAAAAUAAAGCAUAGAUAAAUCCAUAUAACAUAGAGCAGUCCUCCACUAUACAUGAACUACAGACAUGUGAAGCAACAGCAGCAAGAGGUUUGCUUGCAGGGACCCAAUAGUUGAUCAAAAGCUAUCUG